CGCAGCAGCCGGUAGAAGCUGAGCCAGGAAUCCGAAUCCGUCAGAGUUUCCAUUAAACAUGUUGUAUGGGGAGCUAUUCGACGCCUUUGGUGACCUAUUAGUCGGGUGCUGCAAGAAGUAUGCCGUCUGCUGGAUUAUCCUUGCGGUGACCGCACUGGGUGUGACCUUGGGUCUGGUCUUUGGACUGCGGAGCAAGGCGGAGGAGCCCCGUCGCAUUGGCGCCGUGGCCUCGAAUGGCGUGGGAUGUGCGGAGGUGGGCGGCUCCAUGCUGGACAUCGGAGGCUCUGCGGCGGAUGCGGCCAUAGCCACCAUGUUGUGCGAGGGCGUGAUGCUGCCCCACAGCUUGGGCGUGGGCGGUGGGUUCGUGGCCACCAUUUACUCCAGAGAGACCGAGUUCAGUGAGGUUCUAAUUGCCCGAGAAACCGCUCCUGCCGCGGCCACGCAGGACAUGUUUGUCGGAAAGGAAAUCACGGGCGCACUAUCCUGUGCCGUUCCCGCAGAAAUCUAUGGCUACUCCGAGCUGCACGACAAGUAUGGCCGUCUGCCCUGGAAGACGCUCUUCCAGCCCACCAUCGAUCUCUGCCGGCGCGGCAUCCUGGUCUCCAGAUACCUCUCCGGAGUCCUUCAACGCGAGGAGGAGCGUAUCAGAAGCGAGCCGUCGAUGGCCGAGAUCUUCAUCAAUCCGAAAACGGAUGAGGUGUACAAGGAGGGCGAGGUCAUGUACCGUCACACCCUGGCCGAAACUCUGGAAAUCAUCGCGGAUGAGGGCGCCAAAGCAAUCUAUGGCGGCGGCAGGGUGGGCAGGAAACUGGUCGAGGAUAUCCAAGCCAUGGGCGGCAUUGUCACCGAAGAGGAUCUGCAGAAAUACCAUGUUCGCUGGGAAGUGCCGCUCCACUCCCACUUCAAUGGCGGCUACAAGCUCCUCACCUCCACACUGCCCACCAGUGGGGCCGUGUUGACCUUCAUGCUGAACGUGAUGGAGCCGCUGUACACGAGCAACACGGACAAGUACUGGCAGCGAUUGGUGGAGACUUUCAAGCACGCCUACGGCCAUCGCACCAAUCUGGGCGACAUCCACUAUGAACCAGAUGUCCAGGAGGUGUACGAAAACCUCAUCGAUCCCGCCUUCGCCGCUCAGAUCCGCAAGCUCAUUUUGGACGACAGGACCUUCGAGGACAUGUCAUACUAUGGAGCCAAUUUUGCCAACGAGGAGGAUCAUGGGACAGCGCACAUUUCGGUUUUGGCGCCAAAUGGCGAUGCCAUCUCAGUGACCAGCACCAUAAACAGCCACUUGGGAGCCAAGGUGAGGUCCCGCCAAACAGGCUUCAUCCUGAACGACGAAAUGGACGACUUCAGUACGCCCGGAAAGAUAAAUACCUACGGCAUACCCGCCAGUCCCGCCAACUUCAUCAAGCCUGGCAAGCGGCCGAUGUCCUCCACUUGUCCCAGCAUCGUGUUGGACACCCACGGCAAUGUUAAGCUGAUUGUGGGUGGUGCCGGUGGGUCCAAGAUCACCACAUCCGUGGCCCAGACUAUCCUAAGGUACUUUGUGCUCCACGAGCCGAUUGAGAAGGCGGUGAAUUCGGGACGACUGCAUCACCAGCUGGCGCCAAUGCACAUCGACAUGGAACCGAAUGUUCCCAGGCACACUGUGGCCUAUUUGAGAGCCAUUGGACACGACAUCAUAUUCCUGGAGGACGACAAGGCUUACUCCGCACAGACGGCCAUUGGAAUCUUGGGCACUGAACCUCACCCCGUCUGCGAUCGCAGGAGAGUGGGUAGCGCGGUGGUGGUGGAACCAGAUGUAUUAGAUUAG
Drosophila teissieri is the source of this 1816-nucleotide messenger RNA. RefSeq names its product scoloptoxin SSD14. Gene Ontology annotation, cellular component: plasma membrane. Gene Ontology annotation, molecular function: glutathione gamma-glutamate hydrolase. Lineage: Eukaryota; Metazoa; Arthropoda; Insecta; Diptera; Drosophilidae. The record is from RefSeq and is a predicted model, not a curated record. The transcript has 3 exons. Gene Ontology annotation, biological process: glutathione catabolic process. Bases 59 to 1816 code for a protein of 585 amino acids.